Messenger RNA from Penicillium daleae, 2820 nucleotides. Its product is annotated as DEAD/DEAH box helicase. The record is from RefSeq and is a predicted model, not a curated record. Gene Ontology annotation, molecular function: nucleic acid binding; ATP binding. The transcript is spliced from 10 exons. The coding region runs from base 1 to 2820 and encodes 939 amino acids. Lineage: Eukaryota; Fungi; Ascomycota; Eurotiomycetes; Eurotiales; Aspergillaceae.
AUGUCGACAUCGGGCCAGCCGCCGUUCCAGUCGCGCGGGUUCGAGACCUCGAUUGAUAUUGCCCGCCGCCAGACCUAUCAAGUAGCGCCAGUCGCAGGAGUUAAAAGAACAUCAUCGACGAGGUCCCCCGAGCCUCUCAAGCUAGAACAAGGAGCGUCUCACCAUACGUUCCAGCACAAACCCAGAACCCUCGUGGAUGACAUCCAGGAAUCAACGCCUUUGGAGUCCGCUCGAGCCUCACUCGCCAGUCUAAACAGAUUCCAUCCCAGCAAGAUCCGCCCAGGUCCAGGUGCGGGCGCACCAGAUCCCGAAGAGCCCAGGGAUGGGCAAAGGAACCCUCUUCUGUCCCUCACAAACCCCAAGUACGGGUUGCCGCCGGCACUGACGGCCAAUUUUGCCGCUCUAGGUGUGAAGAAUAUCUACCCAUGGCAGGCAUCGUGUCUGCUCGCAAAGGGUCUACUCUCGGGUGAGCGGCACCUGGUCUAUACGGCCCCCACCGGCGGCGGAAAGUCCCUAGUCGCCGAUGUGCUGUUACUAAAACGCAUUAUUGAGAAUCCUGGCCGCAAGGCGCUCCUGGUACUGCCGUAUGUGGCGCUGGUACAGGAGAAGCUGAAAUGGGUGCGUCGGAUUGUCGAGGGCGUGGAGAGGAAUGUGCCUGAUGAUGGUGAGGACCAUAAUGCGUCGUUCCCACGCAAGCGAUGGAAGAAGUUGCAGAAGCAGAUUCGGGUUACUGGGUUCUUUGGUGGAAGUCGGACAACGGCGACUUGGGCGGAUACCGACAUUGCGGUCUGUACAAUAGAGAAGGCCAACUCUUUGAUUAAUACUGCUAUCGAGGAGUGUAGCAUCGGAGAAUUGGGUGUGGUGGUGCUCGAUGAGCUGCAUAUGCUUGAUGAUGAGCAUCGAGGAUACCUCUUGGAGUUGAUGGUCACGAAACUGCUAUUGCUCCAGCAGGACAUCCAGAUUGUUGGCAUGAGUGCAACGCUAUCCAAUACGGAGAUGCUUGCACAGUGGAUGAAUGCAAAGUUCUUCAUUUCUACAUACCGUCCAGUUCCUAUUGAUGAAUAUCUCGUUUACGAAAAUGCUAUUUACCCAGCAGCAACUUCGAGGCAACUAUUCCAGACGGCAUCCAAAUUGACAACCGCGAAUUCAGCUUCAUUGCAUGACUCGAUUCCUCCGCAAAGACUCAUUGAUGUUUCUGAAUACAAGGAGCUUAGUAACGCUGCGACCAACUCCAUGGUGGCAUUGGCCGUUGAAACGGCUUCUGCGGGCUACGGCGCAUUGGUGUUCUGCAGUAGUCGCGCAGCGUGUCAGAUACAUGCUGCUACAAUCAGCGAGGCAAUGCCCAGUAUUUCCCCAGAUGAGACGGAAGAGCUGAGCAAGCGUUUGGAUCUACUUGCAGAGUUGCGAAGUCUCGCGUGUGGAUUGGAUCCAGUCCUGGAGAAGACAAUCAUCAAAGGAGGUGGAUUCCAUCAUGCUGGCAUGACCACCGAAGAGCGGGAGUUGAUUGCCCAAGCAUACGAUCAAGGUGUACUGAGAGUGCUGGUUGCUACGUGCAGUCUUGCUGCUGGGGUCAACCUUCCCGCUCGACGGGUUAUCAUCAAUGGAGCACGGAUGGGCCGGGAGUUGGUCGGGCCCGCAAUGCUACGGCAAAUGUGCGGACGAGCUGGUCGCAAAGGCAAGGAUGAUACGGGCGAGACGUAUCUGAUUUGUAUCAAGGCUGAUUUGGAAGCCGUGUGCGAAUUACUCGACGCUGAUAUGCCUGCCAUCGAGAGCUGCUUGGCACCCGAGAAAAGAGGCUUGAAAAGGGCCCUCCUUGAAGCUAUAGCAACGGGUUUAGUAUCCGGCGGCGAGGCCAUUAAGGACUAUGUGCGCUGUACACUUCUCUACCGCACCCUCGACAAGAAACUCGUAUAUAGCAUUAUGAAUUCCGCUUUACAGGAGCUGAUCAACGAGGCUCUCAUUGUCUUCAAAGAGGAUGAGUCUUAUGAAGCAACACUGCUGGGCCAGGCAGUCGUUGCCUCAGCCUUCUCCCCCGAAGAUGGGCUCUUCGUGCAUGAGGAACUCAAGCGUGCCUUACAAGCAUUUGUCAUGGAUGGUGACAUGCACAUAUUUUACAUGUUUACACCAUUCCAAGUUGCUAUGAAUACCCCGAUCGACUGGCCGAUAUUCCGCGAUCAGCUGGACCGGUUGGACGAGAGUGGCCUUCGAGCGCUGCAAUUUGUUGGCGUACAGCCAGGAUUUGUCAACACCAUGGUCCAAUCGGGGGCUUCUCUCAAAGAAAAUACACCAGCCCAACAGAAACAAGCCCGUAUAUACCGGCGCGCCUACACAGCCUUUCAACUUCGUGACUUGAGCAAUGAGGUACCACUCUCCACGAUUGCAGCCCGAUACCGCAUUCCCCGUGGCACGGUCCAGACCCUCGCCCAGCAUUGCCAUGGCUUCGCUGCCGGUAUCGUCAGGUUCUGCCAACGCAUGAAUUGGGGCAUGAUGGCGGCUGUGCUGGACCAUAUGCGGGACCGGCUAGAAGCUGGCGCGCGAGCGGACCUGCUGGAGAUGGCACAGGUCACUUUCGUCAAGAGCUGGACGGCACGCUGCCUAAGAGAGAAUGGGUUCCUGAACUUGAGAGCCCUGGCGGAGGCGGAUCCGAAGGAUUUAGUCCCAGUGCUUAUGAUGGUCAAUCCGCGCAAGACUCAGAGGAAUCAGCCUUAUCCUACCGAAGCAGAGCGGUAUGCUGCGAAGCUAUUGGUGAAGGCGGAGACGAUUGUUGCCUCUGCGAAUAAGAUAUGGGAGCGCGAGAUGCAGGUUGAACUGGAGGAAUGA